Molecule: messenger RNA, 14356 nt
Organism: Anopheles coluzzii
Lineage: Eukaryota; Metazoa; Arthropoda; Insecta; Diptera; Culicidae
Gene: Ten-m
Product: teneurin-m
Exons: 14
Coding region: 1839-10277 (2812 amino acids)
Biological process (GO): motor neuron axon guidance
Source: RefSeq, a predicted model, not a curated record
UUCCAGCCCUUCCGGGCCACGAUAGCUGACACAAUCUUCCGGUACCGGUCGUCGUCGUUGUGAUACAGCUGGCACCAACGCUUCUUAGCCUGCUCAGCCAGACGGAAAAGGGGUGAAACACACUGCACAGUGCAAAGAACAAAGGCAAGCUGGUAAGAAGAAGAAAAAACAACGAACGGGGUAAACAAUUGUCAAAGCAAAAGCUCACCCACUCGAUGUUCUGGUUCAACAUGUUCACUCGCUAAAAUUAUCAAAACAGCAUCUCAAACCUCCGUGGAAGACGCGAGGUGCAAAAGGACACACUGCGUGCCUCAGUAAAGUAAAAAAAAGAGGACACAGCAAAACAGCGUGCAAGGAGAGACACACACAUACAAGGGGUAGCAUGUUUUUCAUUUCACCGCCUGCUCACGGGUGUGGAAAAACGACAGGCAACCUACGGCAGCAGCAGCAGCAGGAACAACGGUCGUGAUUCCGGGGAUUCCCUGUUCCGUCCUACCAGCUGGCGUGAACCCGUCCUGUUUUUCGAGUGGGAGUUUUUCCAACUCACUCGCACACACACGCGCGCGUGGAAAAAUGUGUCCCAACGCAGACAGGCGUGAAAAGCACCGGGCAAGGGAUGCUCUCGAUGUCGUGCUCGAGGUGGCAUAGAGCGGGUGACUUGUUGGGAGUGGAAAAAAAGGGAACGCAAUAGAGCCGACGUAUUUGCUCCCGCUACAGGACGCCUUUCUAAUCGGGUAAAAUAUCUCCCGACUUCCCGGUAGCCGCCAGUGCGCUAGGUCAAACGAGCAUAACCUUUACCGGGAGUUGCACUGCACACUACACACUACGUGUGCCGUUCGGCGCAUUCAGCUUACCCAACGCUGCCAACUUUGGACCGUUUUGGCCCAGCGCGUUAAACACGUAAUAAUUUUCUUGGAUGCGCAGGCGGACGUCUUUUCAGUGCAGAACGGUGUGAAGCACGUGCCGAUAGUUCCGUAGCAAGAAGUCAAGCCCUCGGGGCGGCACCAGGCACACUCGCUCUUCGAACUUCGAACCUUUGCAGACGCACGGUAGCAGUCGUGCUGCUACGUGCUAGAUCGGCAACCGGACGGUAGGGAGAGGGAGUAAAAAACACCAAUUUUUGGGGCAAAGGAAGGAAGCGUUUCCCGCACACUUGUGAAGUGAAAAUUGCAGUGAAGUGGAAAACGGUGUCCACCGUCCGCAGCAAGACGCGGUCAAGUGCGAGCGCCAGAAGCCAGUGGCAAAACAGUGUGAAGUCAAGAGGAUAGACGGCCUGCGUGAAGUGUCGUUGUUGGUUGAAGCACCUUUCCCCGCAAAGGUGGUACCAGAACGGACUGUUUUCCUUCUUCGUUGCAUCGCGUUCGCUCGCUCGGAAGGGAUAAUCAGUAAAAUCAAUAAACAAAACAUGUCCCGGCGGUUAAGGCAGCAUUUCCGUUCGAUCCAGUGAGAAGGUUUGCCGGAAGCGAGCGCCACCCGCCACACGCACACCUACGGCGUGUCAGUGUCAGUGCAGUGAAGUGUAUUUUGUAUUCAUUUCAUUUCUUCGUUGGGUGCAGGACGGGAAGGAGAGUGGUUUUUGUGUGAGUGUGAUGUGUCGUGUCGUGGUCGGUGAAAAACAUCCCCAACAUCCGACCGAGCAACAGCAGCAGCGGCAGCAGCUGACUGACUGAGCACAAAACACUGCGUGUCGAUUUAUUUGCCAUCCAAGUGUGUGUGUGAUUGUGCUUGGAGAGCGGAAGGUUGGAAAAUCGAAACCAGAAAAUCCAGGUUGGUGUUCUGGCGCGCGCUCCGUGCAUGCCAGUGUGUCCGCAGGAAGCGCACGAAACGACGACUGUACGAUGAGCGGCUACCAGCAGCAAGGAAAAUCGCGCCACUAUCCGAGAUACUCGCUCAACAGCUCGGACAACGAGGACAGUCCGAUCCAUCGGUCAAUCUACGCCCAGCCGUACAACGCCAUCGGCACGGCCGAAAGACAAUCAAAUUUCACUUACCGCACCGCCAAGGGCGGCAACGUGCCCGGGGCGAUCGGCCCGGCUGCCACCACAGUCAAUCCGCUCACCCUCAACACCCCCUCGUCCGAGAACGGUUCCAGUGCGACGCUGACCGACGCGGAAGCUUCGCUCGCCCGGGAAAACACGCUGCUCGUCAAUAACGGCUGUCUCCUGGACGGAGUUCCGCCUUCAGCUCCACCGGAUGUACCACCGCGCAAUCCAACCAUGAAUCGAAUGAAUGGACGCGUCACCGGCAAUCCUACCGAGCUGGGUGUAGACUUCGAACCGUCGUGUCUGGUCCGGACGCCGUCCGGCAACGUUUACAUUCCGAGCGGAAAUCUAGCAAUUAACAACAAAGGCUCACCGAUAGACUACAAGACCGGGUCCGCCUGCUCGACACCGACGAAGGACACGCUGAAAAGCUACGAUCGCAACUGCAUGGGUCCGGUACUGCCGCCCCGCAGCACGAUGUGCGGACCGCCGGCCCACCACUACUCGGCCCCGCUCAACUUCCGCAAGGGCUUCACCUUCACCAAAUGUACAUGGAAGUGUACCGCUAUCUUAGUGAUACUAUUAAGUGUUAUACUCGUUAUAACAUUAUUAUUAACAGCAUCUAACGUUUUAAGUAUAUCAUAUCCAACCACCAACCCCUGUACAGUUCUAGUCGACGAGAAGGCAGAAAUCUCCGCAGCCAAAAGCACGAUAGCGGACGCGAACCGGGCCGGCAUACCGGGCGGCGGCGGCGACGGCCUCGGCCUCGACCAGUCCGCCCUGGCGCCGUCCGCUUCCGGUCGGCCGAAAUCGAUCGCGGCCGAUGAAUCGUCCCCCGGCGGUUCGGCGUCCGGUUCGUCCUCGCUAUCGGCCGCCUCGACGGCAGCGACCGGCAAGGCAGCUGGUACCGGCGGCACGGCAGGCACAGGUGCAAGAACGUUCCCGGCGCGAAGCUUCCCACCGGACGGUACCACCUUCUCGCAGAUCACGCUCGGCCAGCGGCUGUCGAAGGAGAUCACACCGUACAGCUACUGGAACAUGCAGUUCUACCAGUCGGAGCCGGCGUACGUCAAGUUCGAUUACAGCAUCCCCCGGGGCGCCUCGAUAGGUGUGUACGCGCGCCGCAACGCCCUGCCGACGCACACGCAGUAUCACUUCAAAGAGGUCCUGAGCGGAUUCAAUGCUCGCCAGACACGUGCCACUCACCCAUCGAUGCGUCGAGAGGUCACCCGCUACAUGGAGCCGGGCCACUGGUUCCUGUCAAUCUACAACGACGAUGGUGACGCGCAGGAGAUUGCGUUCUACGCGGUCGUCGCGGAGGAUAUGACCCAGAACUGCCCGAACGGCUGCUCCGGCAAUGGUCAGUGUCUGCUCGGACACUGCCAGUGCAAUCCCGGCUUCGGUGGCGACGAUUGCAGUGAGAGCGUCUGUCCCGUCCUGUGCUCGCAGCGUGGCGAAUACAUUAACGGCGAAUGUCAGUGCAAUCCGGGCUGGAAGGGCAAGGAGUGCUCGCUGCGUCACGAUGAGUGCGAAGUGCCGGACUGCAAUGGCCAUGGACACUGUGUCAGCGGCAAGUGCGGCUGUGUGCGCGGCUACAAGGGCAAAUACUGUGAAGAAGUUGACUGUCCCCAUCCGACCUGUACCGGGCAUGGGUUCUGUGCCGAGGGUACCUGCAUCUGCAAGAAGGGCUGGAAGGGCCCGGACUGUGCCACGAUGGACCAGGACGCACUGCAAUGUCUGCCCGACUGCUCCGGCCACGGUACAUUCGAUCUGGACACGCAAACCUGCACCUGCGAGCCCAAGUGGAGCGGUGAGGAUUGCUCCAAGGAGCUGUGCGAUCUGAACUGUGGCCAGCACGGGCGAUGCGUCGGCGAGACGUGCAGCUGUGAUGCCGGAUGGGGCGGCGAGUACUGCAACAACAAGCUGUGCGAUCCACGGUGCAACGAGCAUGGCCAGUGCAAGAACGGAACCUGCCUGUGCGUGACCGGAUGGAACGGGAAGCACUGCACACUGGAAGGAUGUCCGAGCGGCUGCUCCCAGCACGGCCAGUGUCAUGUGAGUGGCGAGCUGAUGUGGGAAUGUCGCUGCUACGAGGGCUGGGACGGUGCCGACUGUUCGGUACCGCUCGAGCAAAACUGUGGCGACAAUAAGGAUAACGAUCGUGAUGGCCUAGUCGACUGUGAAGAUCCGGAGUGCUGCGGCAGUCACUCGUGCAAAACGAGCCAACUGUGCGUGUCCGCCCCGAAACCGAUCGACGUGCUGCUGCGCAAGCAACCGCCCGCCAUUACCGCCUCCUUCUUCGAGCGCAUGAAGUUCCUGAUCGACGAGGGUAGCCUGCAGAACUACGCCAAGCUGGAAACGUUCAACGAAAGCGUUUUUUGGAAUCAUUUUAAUGCAAGCCGUUCCGCCGUCAUACGUGGGCGCGUAGUUACCUCGCUCAACAUGGGACUGGUCGGAGUGCGUGUCAGCACCUCGACCCCGCUGGAAGGCUUCACCCUCACCCGGGACGAUGGGUGGUUCGAUCUGAUGGUGAACGGUGGCGGUGCCAUCACGCUCCAGUUUGGCCGCUCGCCCUUCCGACCGCAGACGCGCAUCGUUCAGGUACCCUGGAAUGAGGUCGUCAUCAUCGACACGGUUGUGAUGUCCACCUCGGACGACAAAUCGCACCAUGGGCCACCGCACACUUGCUUUUCGCACGACUACGAUCUGAUGAAGCCGGUUGUGUUGGCCACGUGGAAGCAUGGAUUCCAGGGAGCUUGCCCUGAUCGUAGUGCCAUCUUGGCAGAGUCGCAAGUCAUCCAGGAAUCGCUCGCCAUCCCCGGAACUGGGCUAAACCUUGUCUACCAUAGCUCCCGUGCGGCUGGCUAUCUGUCGACGAUCAAGCUGCAGCUCACACCGGACGUGAUCCCGCCGACCCUGAAGCUCAUCUACCUGCGCAUCACUAUCGAGGGCAUUCUGUUCGAGCGUGUGUUUGAAGCGGACCCUGGCAUUAAGUUCACCUACCCCUGGAAUCGGCUCAACAUCUACCGGCAGCGUGUGUACGGCAUCACGACUGCGGUCGUUAAGGUGGGCUACCAGUACACCGACUGCAAGGACGUGGUGUGGGACGUGCAGACGACGAAGCUGAGCGGGCACGACAUGAGCAUCUCGGAGGUGGGAGGCUGGAACCUGGACAUUCACCAUCGGUACAACUUCCACGAGGGCAUCCUGCAGAAGGGCGAUGGGUCGAACAUUUACCUGAAGCACAAGCCGCGCGUUAUACUGACCGCGAUGGGCGAUGGACAUCAGCGACCGCUCGAGUGUGGUGAUUGUAAUGGUGUGGCGACGAAGCAGCGACUGCUGGCGCCGGUUGCGCUAGCGGCAGCCCCGGACGGUAGUCUUUACGUUGGGGACUUUAACUACAUCCGACGGAUCAUGAUCGACGGUACGGUACGGACGGUGGUGAAGCUGAAUGCGACGCGCGUCUCUUACCGCUAUCAUAUGGCGUUGAGUCCGCUCGAUGGAUCGCUGUACGUUUCGGACCCCGAGUCGCAUCAGAUCAUCAAGGUGCGCAACAAGGACGAUACGCACGAUCCCGAUCACAACUGGGAGCCGGUGGUGGGCAGUGGUGAACGCUGUCUUCCCGGCGACGAAGCUCACUGUGGAGAUGGCGGGCUGGCACGGGAUGCGAAGCUUGCCUAUCCGAAGGGUGUUGCGAUCUCGUCUGACAACAUUCUGUACUUUGCCGAUGGUACGAACAUUCGCAUGGUGGAUCGUGACGGUGUGAUCAGCACACUGAUCGGCAACCAUAUGCACAAGUCCCACUGGAAGCCGGUCCCGUGUGAGGGUACUCUGAAGAUUGAAGAGAUGCAUCUGCGUUGGCCGACAGAACUGACGAUCAAUCCGCUGGAUGAUACGCUGCACAUAAUCGACGACCAUAUGAUCCUGCGCAUGACACCGGAUGGUCGAGUUAGAGUCAUUGCUGGAAGGCCGAUGCACUGUGCCACUGCUAGUGGAUCCGGCACGGGUGUUAGCACGGGUGUAAGUGGAGCCUCCUCUGUUGCUUCGCUCAGCUACGACACAGAUCUUGCGAUCCACGCAACUCUCGUUAUGCCGCAGAGCAUUGCCUUUGCUCCUUCUGGUGAUCUUUACGUGGCGGAAAGUGACUCUCAGCGCAUCAAUCGUAUCCGCGUGAUCGGAACAGACGGGAAGAUAUCUCCAUACGCCGGUGCAGAGUCAAAGUGUAACUGUCUCGAGCGGGGAUGCGAUUGCUAUGAAGCCGACCACUACCUAGCGAUCAGUGCCAAGUUUAAUACGAUAUCUGCCAUUACUGUGACACCAGACGGACAUGUUCACAUCGCGGAUCAGGCCAACUAUCGCAUCCGCUCCGUUAUUUCAAGUCUUCCGGAAGCGGGAACCUCCAAGGAGUACGAGAUCUACGCCCCGAACGCACAGGAGAUCUACGUCUUCAAUCGCUUCGGCCAGCACAUCGCAACCAAGAACAUCAUGACGGGCGAGACGGUGUACAGCUUCCUGUACAACGUGAACACCUCGAACGGCAAGCUGAGCACGGUGACGGAUGCGGCGGGAAAUAAGGUGUUCCUGCUGCGCGACUACACCUCCCAGGUGAACUCGAUCGAGAACACGAAGGGUCAAAAGUGUCGGCUGCGCAUGACGCGCAUGAAGAUGCUGCACGAGCUAAACACACCGGACAACUACAACGUCACGUUUGAGUACCACGGGCCUACUGGGCUGCUGAAGACGAAGCUUGAUUCGACUGGUCGUUCGUACGUGUACAAUUACGAUGAGUUUGGAAGGCUAACGUCGGCGGUGACGCCUACUGGCAAGGUGAUUGAUCUGACGUUUGAUCUGAGCGUGCAGGGCGCCACCGUGAAGGUGACGGAGAACUCGCAGCGCGAAGUGUCGAUGCUGAUCCAGGGCUCGUCGGUGGUGUCGAAGGUGGGAGAAGCGGCUACCAAGACGACGGUAAUGCUCGACGGUGGUACUACGAGCGUUUCCCCCUGGGGUAACGCCGUGUCGGUUGAGUCUGUCCCGUACGUACUGCUUGCGGAAGUUGAUCCACUUCUCGGUGAAAGCUACCCGGUACCCUCGAAACAACGCACAGAGAUCAAUGGUGAUCUUUCGAAUCGCUUCGAGUGGCGUUACUUCAUCCGCCAUGUACCGGUGAGGGGCAAGAAUGCACGCACACUCACACAGGUUGGAAGGAAGUUGCGCGUAAACGGAGAAAACCUGCUCACGUUUGAGUACGAGAAGGAUACAUCCUCGAUCACAGUCUCCGUGGACGAUAAGACCGAGCUGCUGAACGUUACGUACGAUAAGUCAUCGCGCCCGAUCGCGUACAGACCACAGUCGGGCGAGUACGCGGACGUCGAUCUGGAGUACGAUCGGUUCGGCCGGUUGAUCUCGUGGAAGUGGGGCAACCUGAAGGAGGAGUACACGUUCGAUCGGGCCGGUCGGCUGAACGAGAUCAAGUACGGUGACGGCAGCUCGAUCGUGUACGCGUUCAAGGACACGUUCAGUAGUUUGCCGCUCAAGGUGACGACACCGCGCCGGUCGGACUAUCUGCUGCAGUACGAUGAUGCGGGUGCGCUACAAUCCCUCACGACUCCACGCGGACACAUUCACGCGUUCUCGCUGCAAACUUCGCUCGGGUUCUUCAAGUAUCAGUACUACUCGCCGAUCAAUCGACAUCCGUUUGAGAUUCUGUACAGCGAUGAGGGACAGAUACUGGCAAAGAUUCAUCCACACCAGAGCGGGAAGGUGGCGUUCGUGCAUGACAGUGCUGGAAGGUUGGAGACGAUCCUGGCAGGGUUGUCCUCCACGCAGUACACGUACCAGGAGAGCACGAGUCUGGUGAAGCAAGUGGAGGUGCUCGAGCCUGGAUUUGAGUUGCGGCGCGAGUUCAAGUACCAUGCCGGGGUGUUGAAGGACGAGAAGCUGAAGUUUGGCUCGAAGAGUGGACUGGCGUCGGCACACUUCAAGUACCAGUACGAUGGCAAUGCCAGGCUCAGUGGCAUCGAGAUGGAUGUGAACGGGAAGGAGCUGCCGAUCGUGAGGUUCAAGUACGGGCCGGCUCAAGGUACGCUGGAUGCGGUGAGCGAUCUGCGCAUCACCCGCAACGCCUUCAAUCGUACCGUGGUGCAGGACACUUCGAAGCAAUUCUUCACGAUUACGGACUUUGACGAGCAUGGCCGGGUGAAGAGUGUGCUGAUCAACAUCAAGUCGUUUGAUGUGUACCGGUUGGAGCUGGAUUACGAUCUGCGAAACCGUAUCCGCACGCACAAGGUGAUGGUGGGCCGGUCGACUUCCCUCGACAAGGUGAACUACAACGCGGACGGUCACGUGAUGGAAGUAGUUGGCACGAACAGCUGGAAAUACGUGUACGAUGAGAAUGGUAACAUCAUUGGCAUUCUGGAGCAGGGUGAUAAGACGAAUCUCGGCUACGAUACGGGUGAUCGGGUGGUGCAGGUUGGAGAUGUUGAGUUCAAUAGCUACGAUGCACGUGGAUACGUAGUGCGCCGAGGUGAGCAGAAGUAUCGCUACAACAACCGGGGUCAGUUGAUCCAUGCGAUGGAGCGUGAUCGGUUCCAGACGUGGUACUUCUACGAUGAUCUCGGCCGGCUGGUGGCGUGCCACGAUGAGAAGGGCAAUGUGACGCAGUACUUCUACGCGAAUCUGAACGCACCGGAGCUGAUCACGCACAUCCACUACCCGAAGGCGGGCCGUACAUCUAGACUGCUGUACGACGAUCGGCACAUGUUGAUCGCCAUCGAGACGGGUGAUCAGCGGUACUACGUUGCGACGGAUCAAAACGGUUCACCGAUUGCACUGUUCGAUGUCGGUGGUGCGAUCGUGAAGGAGAUCCGCCGCACUCCGUUCGGCAAGAUUGUGAAGGACACCAAUCCGGGACUGUUCGUGCCGAUUGAUUUCCACGGUGGACUGCUCGAUCCCAACACGCGGCUAGUGUACAUGGAGCAGCGGCUGUACGAUACGGGCGUGGGCCAGUGGAUGACACCGGCCUGGGAGCAGCUGGCGACGGAGAUGCGCCACCCGACGGACGUGUUUAUCUACCGGUUCCACAACAAUGAUCCGAUCAAUCGGCGCGAACCGGAGGGUAACUACAUGAACGAUCUGCGCUCCUGGCUGAAGCUGUUCGGGUACGACGUGACGAAGAUGCAGGGAUCGCGGUACACGCGGGACAUGAUCUACCGGCCGACGGCCACGAUCAAGUCGCCCCAGCUGGCGCCCGACUUUGGCGUCAUGUCCGGGCUGCAGUGCAUCGUGGAGAAGGUGGACGAGAAGUUUGCCGACUUUGGGUUCAUCCCGAAGCCGCUGCUGAAGAUGGAGCUGAAGACGCGCAACUUGCUGCCGCGCGUUGCCUACCGGCGCGGCGUGUUCGGCGAGGGUGUGCUGAUCUCGCGCAUCGAUGGCCGGGCACUGGUGAGCGUGGUGGACGGUUCGAACAGCGUGGUGCAGGACGUGGUGUCGUCCGUGUUCAACAACUCCCACUUCCUCGAUCUGCACUUCAGCAUCCACGAUCAGGACGUGUUCUACUUCGUGAAGGACAACGUGAUGAAGCUGCGCGAUGAUACGGAGGAGUUGCGCCGGCUUGGCGGUAUGUUUAACAUUUCCGCGCACGAAAUCAACGAUCAUGGUGGAGCGAAUGGGAAGGAACUGCGUCUGCACGGUCCCGACGCGGUCGUGAUCAUCAAGUACGGAGUUGAUCCUGAGCAGGAGCGUCAUCGGAUUUUGAAGCACGCGCACAAACGGGCGGUCGAGCGGGCGUGGGAGCUGGAGAAGCAGCUGGUAGCGGCCGGGUUCCAGGGCCGUGGCGAUUGGACGGAGGAGGAGAAGGAGGAGCUGAUCUCGCACGGCGAUGUGGACGGAUGGAUCGGGGUGGACAUACACAGCAUUCACAAGUAUCCGCAGCUGGCGGACGAUCCGGGCAAUGUGGCGUUCCAGCGGGACUCGAAGCGGAAGCGCCGAAAGAGCGGUGGAACUUCUAGCGGUGGUGGCGGCGGUGGUCAUAAGGCAAAGCGAGAGCAUCGUCACGAGACGAUCAUACUGCCAUUGCCGGUGGCGUCCGUUGCACCAUCGACUUCCGUGCCGACUUCUUCCAUGUCGUCCGCUACGUCAACGUCAGCGUCAGCGCCUGCUUCCUCCUCGGUAGCAUCGUCAGCGUCAGCGGCGUCAUCGUCGGCGCCUACUUCCGCGUCCUCGGUGCCAUCUUCGGUGCCGGCCGUCGUAGUGACGUCAGCCUCGGCAGCAACGGUACGGCCGAGCGCCUCCACGUGAAGCCCCUAGGUGAGGGGGGUUCGUCGUCUGCUUCCCGCAGCAUAGGAUGUUCUAGAUAUUGUGAUAUACAUAGGAGUUACUUUCCGUUUUGCGCCGUACUUUUCGGUUUACCCCGUCAGUGUGUGUGUGUGUAUGUAUGUAUGUGUAUGUUUCUUACGUUUUAUGGAGCAUGUUUUGUAAGAUCGCGCUAAUCGUUGUGUAAAAGUGUAGGCAGAACAAACAAAAAAUCAAAUCCCCCAAAUGUCUCCCCUUUCUGGAAGAUUCGUAGAUCACGUAUCACACGUAUCACACAGAGCGAUGGAUGACACUCACACAGUGGGACAGAUCAUCUCACGAUCAUCGAUCGAUUUGCUUUUUUUAAGAGAGAGAAAGAGACGCCAUUCCUUCACAGUGACACAUUGACUAGUAGAGGCGUUACUUAACGUAACGUUACGUUUAGCAGCGCAUAUUGAGAUGUAUAGCUAUAGGUAAUUAACACACAAACACACCAACAGACACUUACUACCCAUCGUGCGGUAGGAUCAUUUGAGAAUCUCAACCACGACGUGGCACAAGCAGCGAACGUUGAAUUUCUUUUUAAUCGUCUCAUAAAACAGUAGAUGGAGUGUUUUAAAGACUGCGAUGUUUCACUGCGCUGCAGGGUUACUCGCUCGCUCGCUAGGUCUCUCUCUAUUUAUCUCUUUUUCCUGCCCAAUCGUUGAGAAGCGCAAUAAACGUCGGAUGGAAGCGCCGCUAGUACCGUGUUAGCCGUGCCAUAAUUGUACCCGUUCCAUUUGCAGAGAGAGAAAAAAACACACACACAAUCACAGAAAGCAUUGUAUAAGUAUUUGGCGCGCUAACGUCCACGUUGGGCCUCUCAGCAGGAGGUUUGGGAGCUCCAAGAGAGAAACUCGGAAUGAUUGUACAGACUCGCAUAGACUAUUUACUACAAUUGUAAAACCGAAAGCACACGCCAUAGCAAAGGAACAGGGCUUUAGGGGGUUUGCUUUUGUUUCAUUGUCAAACUCAUCGUCUAAUGAAAUCAAUGAAAUCACACACAACACGCUGCACACAACUUCACUCGUUUCUUUCGUUUUCUCUAUUAGCUAAUCUCUCUCUGUAGCGCCUCAUACAGGUCAUACACAACACAUAAGAAAACCCACCAAAUAAUAUAUUGCAGAGUAAACUAAGCACAGACACACAGACAGGCAGACAGACAGACAGAUCCAUACAACACAACACUAGAGUAAACUCAAGACAUGAAACUACUACCACUCAAAUGGUUGAUUAAACUUUAAAAGUCACGUUGUCGCCGAACCUGGCUGGUUCGUUACAUUCGCAUUUCCAUUUCUUUGGCUUCUACAGGGUAUUUGUAACGGAGGAUGCAGGAGGAGGAGAAGGAAGCAGAAUAGAGCGAAAGAAGAAUAAACAAAACAUUGUAAACCAAUAGACAAGUAAAGCCUAGAAUAGUGUGCAAAUGUGUAACGAACAAAAACAAGAAGCGGAAAGCGAGCGCAAAGAAUAGGUAAAAAAAUUGUAGAACUCAGCAAAACUAAACGUGUGAAAGGAGACAAGCGAACAAAACAGCACACACACACACUAAAACAGUAAAUUAGAGCAGAAAAGUGUUGUAGUUGUGAGUAUCUUUGUGUUUUCCACUUUCUCUUUCCUUUGUUUCAUUCCGUGACAUUGCAUAUCGUCAUUAGAUCACUCUUUGAGGUAUGUGGAAGUGAGAGAGAGUCUUAUCCGCUUAUCAAUCGCCCCCAGGCAUAGGAAAUCCGUGUAAUUGUUUGUUCAUGUGUGUUUGUGAGUGUGUAAGAGAGGUGAAUCUCAGCAUAGAAAGUGAUCGAGGAGCUUUCUCUCUUAGUAUGACUGAUUCGACAUUAGUAGCAAGGAAAUGAGUGUGAGGAUGCGUGCGUGGUUUUAGCAACGAGAAGGACGAAAGUGUGCGAUCGUGUCGUGGGCAUGUGUAACAAUGAUUGUGGUGUGUCUGUGGGGUUUAAACGAGAAUGGGAAGGUUGAGUAACGACCAUGCGAAGUCCGAAAGGAUGCGGAACGGAAUAGGAAUAUUAGGUCUUAUAGACGCAAGCGAUUGCAGCAGGAGAACUACUAUGUAAUAGAUGUCGCUCCCACACGAUCACACACAGAUCACACAUACAUACACACACGAGUCAGGGGGUUGGGAGGGUGGGAGCAAAGGUUGAUGGAUGAAAUCUUAAAAGCAAUAUAGAAAGUGACGAGCGAAAAAGAAAACUGGUGGCAAGCGCCCCUGUAGUAAGCAGAUACUGGUAGUGUGUACUAAAAAACCUGUGGAAAAAAAAAUACUACUAAAAACAAAAAUGUCACCGAACGCGUCAGAGCUCGGUCGUAAACGUUGUGAAACUGUAGAUGAAUUCUUGUUUUCUCUCCCAUCCCCUGUCAUUUCCCUUCCCUUUCUAACUAAAGCGUGAGCUAUUUUCCAAUCCUAAAACAAAAACAAAAAAAAAAACAAAAGAAUAUCUUCCAUCCAGAAAACCCUAAAGAAACAAAAUGUGUGAAAUGAUACAAAAAUGAGACAAAAAAAGGUUCGUUUGCGUAUUUUCAAGUAGGCAAAUGAAAGUUGUGCAAUCAAAGAGAAAAAAAACGAAAAGAGUGGAAGUAACUAACACAAAGCGAAAAAAGAAGAAGAAACAUUACGGAAAUCGUGACAUUGUAGAGUAGCUUGUAAGAGCAGCAAACUAGAGUUGAACAAAAAAACGCACCUUCAUUAGGUGCAAAAGUGCUUCAUGGAUGGAUGAAUGUGUUUGUUUGAAAAAGAUUUGUUUUACGUGUUAAGUUCAUCUUUAGCGACUAGAGACGACUACUCCCAUGCCUUCCGUAUCCGUUACUUUCCUCUAAAACACGUACACACACGCAUACAAAAAUCAUUCGGUAGAGUAUAGAAAGUGGAGCUACUCGCAUGAUAAUGCAAAAUGUGGAAAAUAAAAACCCUGCUCCUACUCCUCCUUCCCCAGACACAAGUAGUGUUUAAGGCUAAUUGGUGACGCGGCUACUGUGAGUGUGUCGUCUUGCAUGCAUGUAAAACUUUGUAAAUAUAUUGUUUAGUGAUAAAAAGAAGGGAAUAAAAAAGAAAACAGGAAGAGUGACGAGGAAGCGAAAAAGCGAUAAGAAAUAAGUUGUAAAGAAAACAGAGUGAAAAAAAAACAAAGACGAAAACAUAACAAACGAUAAAGAAAAACGUCCGUGACUAAGGAAAGCAGUUAAAGAAAGAAGGAGACAAAUGAGAUAAAAACAAAAGCGAAAACAUUUGAACAUGAACGCAAGAAACAUGACAUUUUUUAAAACAUUGAACUGGAACACGGAGAUGAUCACACAUCUCCUUUCCGCUCCCCCCCCCCCUCCCCUCUUUUCGCGCGGGCCCUUUGAAGGAAAAGUCAUGGUGGGAAGAGGAGGGGUCGGUGAAACCGUUUUUUUUGUAAAUAUACCAAAAACUAAUUAUAACGCAAUAUUUGACGUGAGACGAAACACAUUAAAGCAGUGUGAAAGCUGUUGUGAAUUUAAAACGUGGAAGAGAACUGCAGAGUAAACAGAAGAACACAUUAGUAAGUGAGAAUUGUAGUAGCGAAAGAAGGAAAAAAAAUGAAGAAGGAAAGCAAAGAGAAAGAGAGAGAGAGGGAGAAAAAACACCGGAUCGAAACUCGAACGUAGUAGUUGUAGAAAGAAUUAAAGAAAGUUUAGCACAGAACAAGUAAAACUGUGCGUCAAGCACCCGCGUCACCUUGGCAGCGCUCAUUGGUGAACUGUGCGGGGUGUGUAUGUAGAUUUGAUUUUUUUUCUUCCCUGUGACUCGCUCUUUCUCUCUCCGUUUGCUGAUGGGAAAUUCUCAAAUGGAGAUAAGAUAACAAACACACACACACAAACAGACAAGCCCUAGGACGGAGGGCAAUGUUGUGUCGUGAAAAUUGUAUAAAUUUUACCUAAGGUAUAGUAGUGGAACGAAACGAAUUGGAGAAGCGCGAGCAAAAGCCGCGACAGUAGGAACCGUUGAAAAAAGCAAAGAGAAGAAGAAGAAAUCCACGUAAAAUAAGUUUAAACAAACAAAAGCAAAAGCAAAAGUAAAA